Messenger RNA from Durio zibethinus, 1796 nucleotides. The record is from RefSeq and is a predicted model, not a curated record. Lineage: Eukaryota; Viridiplantae; Streptophyta; Magnoliopsida; Malvales; Malvaceae.
UCGUUAUUUUAUGUAUGGAAUCCAUAUGGGGUAGGAAAAGGAGUGGUCGGAUAUUCUUGGAAGAAACCGGUUCUGUUGGCCAAAAGUUUGGUAGGCUAAAGAAUUCAAUCUUUGCUGAAGAGGAUUCUUCAAUGGCAGCGGACAGUGGCUCUCCGUACAAUGACUCAUCAUCAUCUCCUCUCAGAAAAUCUCCAUGGUCAUUUCAUGUAGCCAGUAAUUGCAAUUCUUCAGCUAUUGAAGACACUAACUUUUCUCCUAACAUGCUGAUGGGUUCAUUGAUACGUGAAGAAGGACAUAUAUAUUCCCUGGCGGCCUCUGGGGAUAUGUUAUAUACUGGUUCUGAUAGCAAGAACAUUAGAGUCUGGAGGAAACAGAAGGAGUUUUCAGGGUUUAAAUCGAAUAGUGGAUUGGUGAAAACUAUAGUCAUUGCGGGAGAGAGGAUCUUUACGGGUCAUCAAGAUGGGAAGAUUCGAGUAUGGAAGAUUUCUAACAAAAAUUCUAGUGUUCAUAAACGGGUUGGGACGUUACCAACUUUCAAAGAUUAUUUAAAGAACUCCAUCAAGCCUAGUGGUUAUGUUGAAGUGAAGAGCAAUCGUAGCGCGGUAUGGCUCAAACAUUUGGAUGCUAUAUCUUGCCUUAGUUUGAAUGAAGACAAAACGUUAAUUUACUCCGCUUCUUGGGAUAAAACAUUCAAAGUUUGGAGAGUUUCGGAUUCAAAAUGUUUAGAAUCCAUUCAAUCUCAUGAUGAUGCAGUUAAUUCCGUUGUUGCAGGAUUCGAUGGGUUAGUGUUUACAGGUUCAGCUGAUGGAACAGUCAAGGUUUGGAGAAGAGAGUUACAAGGAAAAGGAACCAAGCAUUUCUUUUCACAGACAUUGUUGAAACAAGAAUGUGCUGUUACAGCAUUAGUUGUGAAUCCUGACGCUACAAUUGUUUACUGUGGAUCAUCAGAUGGGCUGGUUAACUUUUGGGGACGUCAAAAUCAUCUCUCCCAUGGUGGCGUUUUGAGAGGCCAUAAAUUGGCUGUUCUGUGUUUGGUAGCAGCUGGGAAUCUUGUAAUCAGUGGAUCAGCUGAUAUGGGAAUUUCUGUGUGGAGAAGAUCAGGAAGCGAGCAUUUGUGCUUGUCAAUGUUAACUGGCCAUACCGGUCCUGUUAAGUGCUUGGCAAUAGAAAGAGAUCAUGAAUCAGCAUCUGAUGAGAUACGGUGGAUCCUUUACAGUGGUAGCCUAGAUAAGUCCGUGAAGAUAUGGCGCAUAUCGGAGCGAGCACCGCCAAUGAUGCAAAGCCAGAACCAACUUUAUUCAUCAGACAGCAAACGUAUGCAGAACUCAUUGACAGUGGCUCCCAGCUUCUCUUCUCACGGCAGAAUUAGCCAGAGAAAGUAAUAGUGAAGAGUUUCAACCCUUGGGCACGGUCAUUUCUGGGAAAGGAUUCAGGUUGUGAUAUUUGAUAUGUAACCAGGGUUGAUUGGAUUAUUAACAUUAAAGGAUAAUGGUUGUGAUUUGAAGUGAAAAUUAAGUAUUUAAGAUGCCCAUACCCGAUUCAAUUGAUCGAUGAAAAUGUAUUUACUAACUUUUUUCUUCUACAAACACCAAACUUGAAUUCAAUUCAAAGUUGUGCUUAGACCAAGAUCUCUAUUAGCCUAUCAUGGUACCAUGGCUCUCAAAUCUCAAUACAAUUUCAGUUUCCUUGCUGAGUUUCAUGUCUGCUUGUUUCUUUGACCAAUAUUUUUUAGUCUUAGAUUGGACAAAUACAGAAGGGGUUCGAAGAUAUCACCCGAAGUGCUUGUCUUAAAAUUG